Melanotaenia boesemani (Boeseman's rainbowfish) is the source of this 2367-nucleotide messenger RNA. It is a transcript of the gene ccne1, whose product is annotated as cyclin E1. The coding region runs from base 321 to 1646 and encodes 441 amino acids. Gene Ontology annotation, cellular component: nucleus; centrosome; cyclin E1-CDK2 complex. Gene Ontology annotation, molecular function: cyclin-dependent protein serine/threonine kinase regulator activity. NCBI's taxonomy places the organism in Eukaryota, Metazoa, Chordata, Actinopteri, Atheriniformes, Melanotaeniidae. The record is from RefSeq and is a predicted model, not a curated record. Gene Ontology annotation, biological process: regulation of cyclin-dependent protein serine/threonine kinase activity; G1/S transition of mitotic cell cycle. The transcript has 12 exons.
UAUGUGCUUUAAUAGAGUGUAACUGUGCUGAAUGAAGUUAAAAGAAGGCAUAAAAAGACGGCGAGGCUUGGACGUUUAGCGCCAAUUUAAAUAAACUCCCUGACGUCGCUGCUGAAACUCAUAUAUUCUGCACAAGGCGCGAGCUCAGAGGAACUAGCCGACCCGGACAAGCAGUCGUAGAGCAGCUCUGUAUCUGAACGAACAGCAAACUGUUCAACUGGUGCGGUCACGUUUUAGUUUUAAGUCGUGGAAAAGAGUGAACUUCAAGGGCAGAGUCUUGGGGUUUGCUCAGAAAGUGUCAUUAACCCCCUCGGAGUAUAAUGCAAAGGCAACGGGAAGAGAAGGAACCAAAGUCUGUCGCUCCCGAAGCUUCCAGAGAAGUAACACUACGACCGAGGAAGAGGAAGGCAGAUGUUGCUGUUUAUUUACAAGAUCUGGAUGAGGAGGUAGCAGAGAUGACAAAGAAGAAGCAUCGUGAGUGUGAGCUCUUUCCUGAUUCGGAUUACACAAGUCCGCUCAGGUGGAUCCCAACACCUGAUCAGGAAGAGGACCCCCAGGUUUCCCUGAUAAACAGAGGCUUCCUGCAUUGCAACUUUCACAACAUAUAUGCGACUCCUGUCCAUUGUGCCCCGCUGCCUGUGUUGUGUUGGGCCAGUAAAGAUGUGGUGUGGAACAACAUGUUGGAGAAGGAUAAGACCUACACCAGAGAUGUUCACAUGCUGGAGAAGCAUCCACACCUGCAGCCCAAAAUGAGAGCGAUCCUCCUGGACUGGCUUAUGGAGGUUAGUGAGGUGUACAAACUGCACCGGGAGACCUACCACCUCGCUCAGGACUACUUCGACCGCUUCAUAGCCACACAGAGCAACGUCUUCAAAUCCACGCUGCAGCUCAUCGGCAUUACUUGUCUGUUCAUCGCAGCCAAAGUGGAGGAGAUGUAUCCUCCCAAAGUCCAUCGUUUUGCCUACGUUACAGAUGAAGCCUGUACAGAAGAUGAUAUUCUCUGUAUGGAAAUUAUAAUUAUGAAGGAGCUGCAGUGGAGUCUCAGCCCUCAGACUCCCGUCUCCUGGCUCAAUGUUUACAUGCAGGUGGCCUACCUGAGCGACACAGAGGAGCUGCUCAUCCCCAAAUACCCUCAGACGACCUUCACACACAUCGCAGAGUUGUUGGACCUGUGUAUGCUUGACAUGCGCUGCCUUGAAUUUUCCAACGGCAUCCUUGCUGCUUCAGCUCUGUUUCACUUUUCCUCUAUGGAGCUGGUGGAAAAUGUCUCAGCUCUGAGGAGGGGGGAGGUGGAGGAGUGUGUGAGGUGGAUGGUACCGUUUGCCAUGGUGCUGCGGGAGGUUGGUGGAACGCCUAUGAAAACAUUCCCAGGCAUCCCUGCAGACGACAUGCACAACAUCCAGACCCACGUCCCCUACCUCACAUGGCUGGACAAAGCCUACUCGUACCAGCAGGCAGACUUGGAACAUCAGAGCAGCUGUCCCCUUCCUUCCGGCGUCCUGACGCCGCCUCUGAGCAGCGAAAAGACUGAAGACGUGGUCCUAGACGAUGCUUUGGUACUGAAACUUAAACCAAGGAUGCGUACUACAUCCCCCCCAAAACCCUCUUCUGGAUUAGCAGGCACUGAAGCUAACAAGGAAAGCUAACUUUCAUUGGAUCGUCACCUUCUAGCUGCAGGUGGAAGAAGGAAAGCUGCAUCUAAAAUGGAUACCAUGGGGUUUGGUGGGGACUGGAUGGAUCAUACUGAUUACAUGCAUCUGGGUGUUUGUGUCCCUGUAAGGUGCAGAUACUAACUGGUUAAGCUGGGGGAGCGCUGAGAUGGACACCAACCAUCAGAGGGCCAACAGAUGGCACAGCCAGUGCUGUGACUUAUAUUUUUACUAAAUUCUUGCAUUAAUUGCUGACCACAUCUGAAUUUAGUGGGUUUUAUUGUUUUCUAUGCAGAGGUUUAACUGAAUGACAUUUUACAGAUUCUCUACCUGAUUGUGUUUUAAUGAUGUUUUCACCUGUUAGUGGCCUCCGUUGCCCAGUCACUAUUUCUAGAGUCUUAUUUGACUCUGUGCUGCUACAAUGUGGGCUUUGCAUGAUGGAAGGUAUAUGUAUGUGUGUGUGAUUUGUUUUUCUUUUUAUUUUUUUGGUUGUCAUCUUGCCGUUUCUAUUGGCCAGCGUGGCCUUGCUUUGCUUUGGGACCAGUAGCUCGGCUACAUGAGAGGGCAGGUGGAACCAGCCAGGCUUCAAAAGCUCGAAUAUUGAUUGUAUUUAACUUUGUUUUGAUCCCAGACUACAGUUUGCUUUUCUCGUCACCAAAAUGUAAGAUUUUUAUUUGACUUUUUAAAAUAAAAUGCUGCUACGUGUUUUUCAUUGAAA